UCGGAGCGUUUGCACGUAUAUGUCUCGAUUGUGCUGUAUAUUUAUUAAUUUAUUUUUUAUUUCAUACAACGUUUCUUUCCACCUUGAGAGCUCGGAGAGUGUUUUGGUUCGAUUUGAAUCCCGCGAUGACAGUACGGCGAAAGACGUAGCGAAUGAGAAAUCUGUUUUUCGGCGAUCGUAAAACAAUUUAGAAGAAUCAUUUAACGAAUCGUGCGUUGAUGGAAAGAAUCUUGAAGUCGUUCGUGUUCGCGAAUGCUCGUUCGUACAGGCAGAAGAAACCCUGGCCAGUGAAACGCAACUAAGUCUGAAUCAAAAGUGUGGUGAAUGUUUGCACAAGCGAUUACUGAAAUUAACAAUAUUAGAAAAAACAGCACAUGAGAACCUGGAAAAAUUGUGUGAUCGAUGAAAAUGCAAUCGAUAGACGUACGUUCGAUCUGAGAUGGAUUUGACGCAAUCGCUGUAGUCGAAGAACCAAUCGCAAACAUACAUAAUUCGUGGCGUAGUGGAACCAGCAAGUGACGUUUCCGGAACUUCCGAUAUCGGCGAAAGAAGAAAGCAAGAAUAGCAAGUGAUCUAUGCUAAAGAGUGCACAUGUGCACAAGUGUGUUUAUGUUUUGAUAUUUUUUGUCAGUCGGCAAAGUUCUUUGUGGGUCUCGGAGAAACAAAUGAAGGAGCCCGAAUAAAUGCCACAAUUAAUUUGAAUAAUCUUGAAUGAAGAAAUAGAAAUUUACAUAAUUUGUACACUCGCGGGACGCAGUAGCAGCGAAGCCGAAACAACAACAAUAGCAACAGUUUUCGUGGCAGCAUCCGCACACAGUGAACAAGUAAUGUUUGAAGAUAAAUAAGAAAACGAAAAUUCAGUAAAAAUUCCAACGCCGGUAAAACAAUCCAGAAGAGUUGGAGAGAAGAAAAGAGAAGUUAUUAGCGAAGAGUAAACAAAGCAAGAAAUGAUUGAUUGAUUCUAGCUGUACUGGAGGAUUGAAUUGUCGAUAUUCGGUAGGCAUACGCUGGACCGGAGAUUGUGACCGCAGCUCACAGGGUGUUGAGUGGAAGCCAGCAUAGGUAGAUAGAGAAAACAAGUCUCUGAUUUGAUUUCUUUGACGUGAUCAACAUUUUUUUGUGUCUUGUGAGACCGGCAGCAGAAACGCAGUUAUUGACAGCUUGGUAAAACUGAUCGGUCGAACGGGAUUUGGUAGUGGAACCGGAAAGCAAAUCAGGACAACCAACGCCACCUGACACCGGGAAGAGCAAGAUUUCAGCGGUGCUAAGGUGUGUUAUGCUAGUGAGCCAUUUUCUAUAAUACCGGAAAACUGAGCCCCAAUUUGGAGCCCUACCCCGCCAGCGUGGAAGGGCUUCACAGCCCUAGAGCGGUGGGGAUGGCCGCCACCACGUACAUAUCGCCCAGCGGCGAGCUGGACAUGGCAUUAGGCGGCGGAUACCAUACAUCUUCACCGCGGAGUGCAGCUGAUGCAAACGAGAUGAAGUAUAUGCAUCACCAUCACCAUCAGAGUCAUCACCAUGUGCCCUCCAGUCCUAGUCCAAAUCCGGCUGGAUUGGGUUCGGUGACGGGUGGCCUGGGUGGCGUCGGUGGAAACCCAUGGGCUGCCCUUCAACCUACAGAUCCAUGGGCACUGCAUUCACACCAUCCUCAUUCCCACCCGCAUGCGACAGACGUGAAGCAGGAAAUGCAUUUAUCGCAACAAAGAGCACAACAAGGCAUGGCUUCACCUCAUGCCUGGCAUGCACCCGUACAUCCCGGAACGCAUUAUGCUACCGGAGGAUCUCCAUUGCAGUACCACCAUGCCAUGAACGGUAUGCUCCAUCAUCCUGCUCAUCCUGCUCAUCACCAAAGUGCACCGCCUCUACAUCACUCGUUACGGGGUGAGUCGCCUCAGCUACAUAUACCACACCACCACCUGCAAGGCGAUCGGGAUGUGAGUGCCGGCGAAGAAGACACUCCAACAUCCGACGAUCUGGAAGCGUUCGCAAAGCAAUUCAAACAAAGACGAAUUAAGCUAGGAUUUACACAGGCCGAUGUAGGUCUAGCACUCGGUACUCUGUACGGCAACGUAUUCUCUCAAACAACGAUAUGUCGAUUCGAGGCUCUACAGUUAAGUUUUAAGAAUAUGUGCAAGCUAAAGCCACUGCUGCAAAAGUGGCUCGAAGAGGCUGACUCAACCACAGGUUCGCCAACCAGCAUCGACAAAAUCGCUGCCCAGGGUCGAAAACGGAAAAAGCGAACCAGUAUCGAGGUAUCGGUGAAGGGAGCUCUAGAACAGCAUUUCCACAAACAGCCGAAACCAUCGGCACAGGAAAUCACUUCGCUUGCCGAUUCACUCCAGCUAGAGAAGGAAGUAGUACGAGUAUGGUUCUGUAACCGACGGCAGAAAGAAAAACGGAUGACACCACCAAACACGAUGGGUGGUGACAUGAUGGAUGGAAUGCCGCCUGGCCACAUGGGUCACGGAGGACAUGGCUAUCAUCCACAUCAUGACAUGCACGGUAGUCCGAUGGGUACACACAGCCACAGCCACAGUCCGCCCAUGCUCAGCCCUCAGAGUAUGGGAGGUGGAGGGCACCAUCAGUUAACGGCCCACUAGCAAUCAGAGCACCAGGAGUCCAGCAAUAAUCAGGCGGUGUUUCAACCGAUUCACCACCCUGGAAUCCUGCAACCACAUUCCGUCGCUAUCUCCUCCUCCAACAAUGGGAAUAGCUAUAGCAUAGCAUCGACCACCACAAAUACCUCUUCACCACCGUCGUCGACGUCGUCAUCUUCUAACGCGGCCGCAGCAGCAGCGGCCGCCUCGGGAGCAUCACCAUCGUCAUCGGCGGCCGCUGCUGCCGCACAAAUGUACAUAGACCACAGGCAUCACCAGCAGCAGCAGCAGAUGCACGCUAGGCGGAUAUUUCAGGAAUGGACUCUGCAGUUCGGACCAACCGGAACAGCAACUGGUGCACGAUAUCUAAACUAACUAAACAGACAAACUGCAAACGAAAGGCAAGCCAACAUGGGGCUACGUUGGCAAUGCCCGCGGAAAGGACAUCAACAAUCCGCAACCGCGACACUUACACACGAAACCAACAAAGAAGCAAGCUAGUAAAAUGUAAUUUAAUUUGAUGCCCUCUAAAUAAAUUGUUUAACUCAAAGUUUAAACGCUAAGCAAAAAGCAAAAAAAGCAAACAAAGUGGUGACUUAAAUACAAUUGGUGAAAUCCGAUCGAAACUGUGUUUACCUGUACAUAGAAGAAUAUGAGGAGUAAUGAAUAAGGUUAAUAUAAUCAGUACCGCGUAAGGCAAACAUAGUAUGAAAAGUAGAAUUUAUAUACGAGAUAAUACAAGUAAAACAAACAACACACAACAAGAGCUAGAUAGAAAUGAAUGAAGCGAAAUUGCAAGAGCGCAAAACCAGAGAAGUUCUAGUGAUAUAUAAUGAGUAAAAAAUAUAGCAUGAAAAAAAAUACAAAUGUGAAGAUAAUUAUGGGAAAACAGAAAAUGUCACCAUCGAAAAUGAGUUCGACUGUAAGUAUUCUAUUUGACACAUUAAAAAAGUGAUCCGUAGCAGGCUGCUGAUUUGUGUUGGACGAUCGCGUUCUGUGCUAACGACGGCGGCUUGCUAAAAGUUUCGACAUUCGAUGCGUAAAAUGACUAAGAGCGUCGUAAGGUGAGUCGCUUCAUGGUUGAACGCUGGACGUUCGAAACGAUUUCAGAAAAUUGCGGCGAAAUUGCCGCGGCAAACCAUCGGGAAUAACCCGGGUUAGACUAGAGCGGUCGUAAAUUUUUGAAGUAUCGCAUUUUACCUUUCCCGUUUCGUACCUUCUUAUCUUCUUCCUCAUCAUCUCGCCGCCGCGCCGUGCUGUUAGGUGCCCAAAGUUAUUGUGCCUCGUGCGGGAAAUUUCCUGUUCAGGAAAUUCCGGUAGUAUCCUUUUAUGAGCCGAUGCCCUGACUGGCGCGGCAGGCCGAUUAGUGAUGAUUGUUUUCGCUCAUGUUGCUUUCACACCUUCUGCAGCUAAAAGUCGAAACUGGAGUUUCCAUCUGUUAGCCUGCUGCUGCUGCUGCUGUUGGUGCGGUCCCGAUUUGCUGGGUCAACAAGGGGCAGGAAUAUUGACAGUUUGUUUUUUGCCUUCUUUUUGAAGGCAAAAAUUUUAAGGGAAUUCCCUCGGCGGUCGCCUGGAUCGUUGAGCGUAGGAUUUUUACUGUACCCGGAUUGCCUAAGCCGGGGAAUCCCUUUCCCUGAGACGAUCUAUGUGCUCUAUAAAAUUGAAUGAUACGAAGUGAGGAAUUAGUUUUCGAUGGAGAGUUUUGUGCUUAAGGGCGUGGGACAAAGGCUAGGAUAGGAUGAAGGUCGAAUACCAAUGUCCACAGCAGUAUACCGAAUCUAGAAGAGGAACGGCGAAUAAACGAGAAAUAUUUGUAAUAAGCCAUGUGAGAAGAAAUAUAAAGCAAACACCGUUGUAUUAAAGUAUCUGAGAAAUAUGAAAAAACUACUGCAAAAAGUGUACGAAACAAUUCAAGAACUUAGAAUACCAAUAUUUGUAUAAGGGAAAUUGUAUAAGUACUACGAGAACGGGGAAAAAUUCACUAGAAAAAAAUCGUUCAGUAAACAUUCCAAAUAAAA
Molecule: messenger RNA, 4615 nt
Organism: Topomyia yanbarensis
Lineage: Eukaryota; Metazoa; Arthropoda; Insecta; Diptera; Culicidae
Gene: vvl
Product: POU domain protein CF1A
Exons: 1
Coding region: 1377-2600 (407 amino acids)
Biological process (GO): regulation of transcription by RNA polymerase II; brain development
Cellular component (GO): nucleus
Molecular function (GO): DNA-binding transcription factor activity, RNA polymerase II-specific; RNA polymerase II cis-regulatory region sequence-specific DNA binding
Source: RefSeq, a predicted model, not a curated record